Messenger RNA from Enterospora canceri, 1224 nucleotides. The record is from the annotation of a GenBank genome assembly. Lineage: Eukaryota; Fungi; Microsporidia; Enterocytozoonidae.
AUGCUGGUGUUUCUGAAUGCUGUGAAUUGUAUUAUGCAGCCAGGUGAUACAUUCCGCCUGAAGAGUGGCAAAAUGCAUAUUGGAUCAAAAAGAAACAAGAUGAUUCUGAAGCCAAGGGCAGAGGAUACGCCAUACACUGCAACCACCAAUUCAAAGGGGAAUGUCUCGUUUUCUACUUCUGAUCCGUCUGAAUACGGUGCGAUCAAACAGAUAUUCAUGGACGUAUUCAGGCCAGGGCGAGCUGAUGCUAAAAAUAACUGGGAAGUUACUGAAAAAGGGGGAUUAGCAACAGUUAAAAACAGUAGAGGAAAGUGUCUGACACGAGUUGGAGAGCGUUUGGUGAAAAAGGCCUGUAAGAACAAGAAGGAACAGCAGUUUGGAGUAGAAUACGUGAAAAAAGCAGAUCAAAAUAGUGGAAGUGAUCAAUCAAAGAAUGAAGGAGAUAAAACACAAGAAGGAAAUAGUCAGUCACAAGGUGCAAAUACAUCACAUGAUGAGCCAAAAGAGACUGAACUUCCAGGUGGAAGCACAGCUGUAGGAGGAUCACAAACAUCUCAUCAGACAUCUCAUCAGACAUCUCAUCAGACUCAAUCAGCUCAUCAGACUCAAACAGGUCAUCAGACUCAUCAGGAUCAGUCACCUCAGUCAUCUUAUCAAACACAAACAUUUCAUAGGAUCCAUCCAUCUCAUCAGGCACAAUCAUUUCAUCACACCCAUCCAUCUCAUCAAACUCAUUCAUCUCAUCAAACUCAUUCAUCACAUCCAUCACAUCCAUCACAUCCAUCACAUCCAUCACAUCCAUCACAUCCAUCACAUCCAUCACAUCCAUCACAUCCAUCACAUCCAUCACAUCCAUCACAAACAAGCCAAACAAGCCAGAAGCCACAGUUGGACCACUCAUUUGAAUUCAAAAGACCAAGAAUCAUAAAAAGAACCAUUUACAGAGACAAAUCCCUAGGAGAAGAUUCACGAAAACUGCCUUAUUCAGCAACGAAACCAGGUGAGACACCUGCAUCCUCAUCACCGGUGCAAGCAACGCAAGAAGCAAUCAAAAACAGGAAACCAAUUGAACCAGCAACUUGUGGUCUGGGAAAGGAUCAUGAUCAUGGAUCAAACCCAGAAGUGCACCUGAAUUACAUGAAAAGUGGUACAGCAAUGAGACCAGCAAACAGGAUGCCAAACACAGAGAGGUGGCACGAAACAACACUUGUAAAUGAUUGGUAG